GCCCCGCCCCUCAGCCGCACCCGCCGCGAUCGCCGGCCGGACAAAAUGGCGGCGGGGCGGCCCCUCAGGGAGCGCCCUUAAAGGAGCCGCGGCACCCGGGGCUCGGCGGUGCGGGCGGCGAUCGCUCGCCGAGGGGAAGGAGGCGGCGGAGAGGUGCCUUGAGAAUCGGUGCCAUCCUUCGGGAGCGCUGCGAGGCCGCCCUGCCCGCCCGUGGCGCGGCGGCGAGCGGUGAGGCGGCGUUACCAUGUCAACGCAGUUCUUGCAGGUAUUGCCAUGUGAUAGCCAGCAUUUCUAGCAAUGAAGAAAGGCUCCGUAAGGAAAGUUCCAGGUAGAAAACCACAGGCAUCAGCAUCCCUGAUACCUCAGCCAAUGUCACCUGUCAGUUCUGGUGCCACACCUGCACGUCUUGGCCAACAGACCCCUCCAGCUGCUCCCAAAAGCAUGGAGCAGAGGCCCCAGCAGUGGGAUAUUCCAGCAGAAAAUGUUGGAGCUGCUUUUAAAUUUCAGAAAGGUGAAAAUGGUGUUAACCCAGGGGUCAGGUACAUAACUGAACCCCUUAUAAGGGGUCUGUCAAAACAGCAAAAUCUGGCUUGUAUAAGCUCACUGAAUCUUUCUUCCCCAAAGGAUGGGGACAAGAAAUUUAAGUACAUAGAAAAUUUGGAAAAGUGCACUAAACUAGAGGUGCUAAACCUUAGUAACAACCAAAUAGAGAAGAUUGAGAAGCUGGAUAAACUGCUGAAGCUGCGUGAGCUCAACUUGUCCAACAACAGAAUCAGCAAAAUUGAAGGCAUAGAACAUUUGCAGAACCUACAGAAGCUGAACCUGGCAGGGAAUGAGAUUGAGCACAUUCCUGUGUGGGUAGGGAAGAAACUGAGAUCGCUUCGAAGCCUGAAUUUGAAACAGAACAAAGUGUCCUCACUCCAUGAUAUAGCUAAACUAAAGCCUCUGCACGAUCUGACCUCUCUGUUCCUUGCUGGAAACCCAGUUGCAAGUCUGCCUCACUACUGCUUGUACACCAUAUUCCACCUGAGGGCACUGGAAAACCUGGAUGGACAGCCAGUGACAAACCAUGACAGGCAGGAAGCUCUGGAGAGGUUUAAUUUGGAAGAGAUAGAAAAAUUAGAAAGAGAAUUGGAAAACACAAAAAAGGAAAUGGAGAGCAUGAAACUUAGCCAGUCCAAAGUGCUUGAGCAACUUCAGCAUCAAGAUGAGCUCAACAAGUCACUGAAGGAAAAGGCUGUGCAACAGAGACAAAGCUUUGAAGAGCUACAGAGGGACCUGGGCACCAAAAACGAGCUGUUCUGCUUUCCACUCUCUAUUGGAAUUGUGCUGCAUGUUCUCCUUCAGCUGAAGCAGAAGACAGUGGAGCUGACCCGGGCUUGCCAGAAGCAGUACGAGCUGGAGCAGGAGCUGGCCUUUUACAAGAUCGAUGUAAAAUUUGAGCCCUUGAAUUAUUUGCCCUCAGAGGAGGUUGAACUUGAUAAUGUACCUGGUGAAAGUCCCUACAUCGGCAAGGCCAGGUACAAAAGAAAUACGUUUAUAAGGGAAGGCUACAUCUCUGACAAAGCUCAGCAGCUGCAGGUUGGGAAAAUGCAACAGGAGGAAGACAACUCCUGUAGGAAACCCCAGCUGGAAUCACAUCUCCAAAGUCUAGACAAAAUACUGCAGGAUAAGGAAGAAAAGAUUAAUUCAGCACAAAGAAGAUUAGAAGAACUGCAAAGUGAAAUUGGAGACGCAGAGCAGCAAGUGCUGAAAGUAACAGGGGAACUGCAACAACUGGAGGUUGCUCUGGCUCAGAAAAAAAUCUCCCAGGCCAGCAAGGAAGCAAUUGAACAGAAAUUGAGUGAAAAGUUACAAAUCCUGCAGGAGCUACGCAAUGAGACCUUAGAACUGGAAAAACAAAUAGAGAAACAGAAAAGAGAAAUAGGGAAGAAACAGAAAGAGCUUGAAGAUUUGCAGAGUUCUCUUGGAUCUGUAAAUCCUGAGGAUCCAAGGCAUGCUCACAUGAAAGCUCAAAAAGCCAGUAAAGAGCAGCACCUGGAUAUAAUGAACAAACACUGCCAGCAGCUAGAGACUCGCCUGGAUGAGAUGCUCUCCAGGAUUGCCAAGGAAACUGAGGAAAUCAAGGAUUUGGAGCAGCAGCUCACUGAUGGUCAAAUAGCAACAAAUGAAGCACUGAAAAGGGAUCUGGAAAGUAUUAUCCUUGGCUUACAGGAAUACCUGCAGGGUGUGAGGCAUCAGGCAAAACAGGCCAAUGAGGAGUGUAAGAAGUUGCAGAAGGAAAAGGAAUCUUUGCUGGGAAGAUUGGCAGGUCUGGAGGAGGAUAAAAACAACCUGGAAGUGGUUGCCAUGGAUGCAGAAAAUAUGAGAAAAGAAAUUGCAGUGCUGGAGAGUUCACUCCAGGAGCAGAGGGAGAUAAAUGAGUCCCUGCAAGGUGCUCAGGAGAAGGUCAGCACCCACAAGGCUGAGCUGGAAGCUCAAUUAAGAGAGAGAGAUGCUGAAGUCAAGCAGCAAAAAGAAGAAUUUGAAAGACUGAAACAACUUAGCCAGAUGGAGCUGUCAGCCCUGCAGGAUGAACUUGAAAAGGAAAGACAACUGUUAGAGAAUGCUCAGACCAAAGCACAGCUGGCAGAAGAAAAGGAACAACAAAAUUACAAGCUGCAUUUACAGUUCAAGCAAUUGCAGGGAGACAAUAAUUUCCUCAAACAACAGCUUAAAGAUCUCCAGAAUCAGCUAAACCAUGCAGUUGGUAACUUAAUUCACCCUGAGGAUGUCAUAGCUUCUAUAAAUGACCUCAGGAAAAGGCUACAGACAGGAGCAGGAGAGAUGAAGUGUCCAAAUUCAGCUGAUAUUUUAGGGAAAAACCUCGCAAGCCUGCAGAAGGAGUUCAAUGACAUCCUUGCUGAUGCACAGAAGGAAAAAGAGAAAGCAUGGGCUGGACAGAGACAGUUGCAGGAAGAAGUGGUAUCCCAGCAGGAGAAACUGGAAGAAAUACAGGAGAAAUACAGACAGGUUAAAGCUGAAAACAGGCAAAAUAAGAGCAAGGUGCAUCAGUUAGAGAAUGAAAUUCAAUGUUUACAUGAAAAAAUAAAGAGCAUGGAAGAGAUUCAGGGCCUGGCUGAUCAGCAGCUCCAGGAGGCAGAUGAAGAAAAGGAGGCUAUCCUUGCUCAGCUGGAGGAUUUAGAGAAGAGGAAAAAAAUAGAGGAUGCCAGGGCACAGGUGCAAGUGCUGAGUCUGGGUAAGGAGCUGAAGGAGCUGCAGAGAGCAGUGAUCACCUCAGACAAGCUGGCAGCCACCGAGCUCUCCAUCGCUGCAGAGCAGCUCAAGGCUCUGCAGGGAACUGUGCUCAGGAUCCACCAGGAGAGAGCUGAGGAGCUUGAGGAAGCCCAAGAGUUCUGUGCCGAGGCAGCUCGUGCUUCCCAGGCUCUUGCCAAAGCAGAAGCAGAAAGGGAAUUGCUACAACAACUCCUGAAGGAGAAGGAAGAGCAACUUCUGCAGGAAAUGGAGAAAGCUGGUGAGAAAACUGUUGCAUCAGACACUCAGAAGUUUGAAAUUAAUAAAUUAAGUGAGGCUGUGGAACAGCAAAAAGCAGAGAUCGACCGUCUGAAAUGGUUGUUGGAUAAUAUUGGGACAGGUAACAAAGAUGAAAUUGAAACCUUGCAGGAUGAAAUUGCAGCCCUCAGAAAUGUGCUCUUACAGCAGAAUGAUCACAGCCCCAGUGCAGCAGAGCCCCUGAAAAGAGGGGGAUACUGGUACUUCCUGCCAUCGUCACAGGCUUCAACUCCUGCUUCCCAGAGCACCAAAGACUCUGGGGUGUGUUUGGGGUGCUCUGGCACAUCCCCAGCCAGGAGAGGGGAUGCUCAGGACACGCCCUGUGGGAGGGACGACUUGCCCAGCCAGGGAUGUUGGGUUUAUUCUCCAGUCAGAAAUAGGCUGUACAAAGCAAAUUCUGGCAAAGCAAAAGAAGAUGGUGAAGGAAAUGCAGGAUCUCCUGUCCCUGAAGCCUCUCCCUUUGUCCCACCCCCGGGCACAGUCAUUUACACAGCCCUUCCAGAUGGGGCCCCUGCACCUCAGGGCGUGGGGGUUUAUGGCCCUCCUCCUGCAGCAGCCACUGGAGCUGCAGUUGCUCCUGGAUCCAUCAUCCAUGGCCCUCCUCCUCUGGGAUCCCAGGUGGUUUGUGGCCCUCUGCCUCCAAACUUCAGCGUGCCCCUCGUGCCCCUGGGAGUGCUCCUCUGCAACGUGCCUGAACAUCAGGAUCUGGAGAGUGAAGUCUCAAGGCUGGAAGACACCGUGUGCUAUUUAAAGUCUCAGAAAUACAAAGAGAAAUGCUCGGAGGCAGCUGAGCAUAAAUACAGAAAGGAGGUGGAAAGAUUGCAUGGAAAUGUUGAAGAACUUGAGCAGGAAAGAGAAGAGCUGGAGCGUGAAGUGGCAGAGCUGCGCCGGGCGGCUCAGGAGCGGAGCGCACGCAGGGACUUCAUCGAUGGCCACACCGACAGCCUCCUUGCAGAGCUGCAGCUGGAGAAGUCCCUUCAGCAGCAGGAAGAUGUUGCAGAGGAGAUUGAGUGUGCAGAGAAAACUCUCCUGAAACGCCGGGCUGAGCUCAGAGAGGCUGACAGGCUCCUCACAGAGGCUCAGGUGGAACUCGAGAGCACCCGGGGCAAGACUAAAGAGACUCUGCAGAAGUACAAUCGUGCCAAGCACCAUUUGUCCUGCACUGAAAUGGAGGCAGAGGAGCUGGAGCAGAGGGCUCAGGAAACAGCCACCAAACUUGUGAAAGCAGCUCAGCAGCUCAGGUUAUUGCAGACAGAUACGAGGGGUUUGGAACAGCUCAAGAGGGAACAAGAAGGUAUUUUGAAGGAAAUCAACAAAAUGGUGGCUGCAAGAGACUCUGAGUUGCAGUCAUUAAACCAGAAGAUAGAAAUGCUCACUGAAAGCCUUCAGAAGCUCCAAGGAGACAUCCGACUUGCAGAAGGCAACGAGGGCCAGCAUCUCCAAAUCAUCAGAGAAGCAGAAAACCUUGUUCAGGGCAAGAGAACUGAACUGGAAACGUUGAAAGAUCAGAUUUCUGCUCAGAAGCAAGAGCUCCUGUUCCUGGAGCAGCAGGUGACCCAAAGAACAGAAGAGCUCCAUGGCCUUCAGGACUGCAUUUCCCAAAGGAAAGGUGACCUCAAAGAGGCUCUUCGAGAUGGAGAGACUGAAGCACACGAAAAACUUCGCCAAAUAAGGGAAAUAAAAGUACUUCUGGGAGAGCUUAGUGUUGAGAAGAAUGAACUGGAAGUCCAGAUGAAUGAGAGAAGAGCACAGCUUUUGGUCCUAAAGAGGGAUAUUAGAAAGGAGGAGGAAAAUCUUGAAGGAAUACUUGGGCAAAUCAGCAAGCAUAAGAUGGAGCUGAAACAUGUGCUGGAAAUGCUGGAGCUUGAGAAGAAUGAACUGGAAGGUUUGAAACUACAACAUGAGCAGAAGGUCACUGAGCUGGAAAAGACCCAGGUGGCUGUUCUAGAGGAGAAGUUAAAGCUGGAGAACGUUCAGAGGCUGCUGCAGUGUCAGCAGGGGGAGGUGGAUUGGCAGGAGCAGCUCCUCAGGAGGGACCGUGAGGAGAACGAGCAGCUGGGCUCCCAGAUGAGAGCUCUGCACUGCAGCAUCGAGGCUCUGAGCAGGGAGAAGGAGAAGCUGCAGGAGGACUCCAGCACUUUGGAGAAGAGGUUGUCACAAACCAAAAGAGACUUAACUGCUGCUGAAGACAGCAGCAGAGCUGCACUGUCCAACAUGGAAAAAGUGGAAGUGGAAGUUAAGAACCUGCAGCAGGAGGUGGAGCUACUGAACAAGCAGAAGAAAUCACUGAAUGCAGAGAUUGUUGCUGUCCAGGAGGAUCUUCAAGGGAAAAAAGAAGAACUGGAAACACUGAAAGCACAACUGAAUGACUCGAGGCAGCAGCUUCACUUCGUGGAACAGGAUUUGUUAAACAGCUCCAGGCAGCAGGAGGAGCUGCUCAGAGAGCAGGCAGCCCUGAAGGAGGAGGUCAGAGAGUAUUUAAGGAAACGGAAGGAAAGCCAGGAGAGGCACAAGAGGAGGCAGAACCAACUGCAGCAGCUCCAGAAAAAGAUCAAGGAGAAGGAAACAGAACUCGCCCAACAGGAAGCGGUUCUUCAUCGCCUCAAGCAAAACUCAGAGCGUGAAGGGAAGAAACUGGAAGAAUGUGCAGCUAAAGUGAAGGAUCAGAAAAUCCUGUUGGAAAAGGAACUAACAGAUCAACACAAGAAACUGGAGCAGGCAAUAGCUAAAGUCAGGCUGGCAGAGGAGAACCUUGGGAAGCUGGAAAAGGAGGAGUCCCGGUGUGCAGCUCUUGAAGAAACCAUCAGGAAAAGCAAACAUCAGCUCUCAGAAAAAGAGUUACAGUUACAACAAAAAGACAGAGAAAUACAGUGUCUUCAGAAAGAACUGGAGCUCUCCAAGUCUGAGCUAAAGCAACUUCAAGGUCAGAUAGUGUCAGAGAGGAGAGAGGCAGAAAAACAAAUCUUGAAUCUGAGAGAAACACAGAAAAUGCAAAGGAUGGAGCUUGAAAGCAAACUGCAAGAGCAGCAGCAGGGAAGUGGCAGCUUGCAGAGUGCCAGGGCUGAGCUCGUCACCCACAGUCACUGCCUGCCAGCCGAGUGCCUCGGGGGGGACUGCAGCCACCCCCAGAGCCAGGUUAAAACCCAAGACCUGGAAGAGAGACAAAGGGAGAUGGAGAGUGCAGCAACCUUGCUCAACCUGGAGGUUGAAAAUGAGAUUAGGACGGGCUUUAAAUCUUCACGCUCAUCUUCUCCAGACCCCUUGGAAGAUUUGGAAGCAUCAUUUGAGGGAAAGAGGAGCCUGCAGUGUGAGUGUGAUAACUCAGAGACUGCUCCCUUUGCUGCUGCUGACAGACAGCUCCUCUCCUUGGAAGAAAAGUUCAACAUUUCCAGAUUCUUCUUACUGGAUGAGCAGUGGCGGGGGGAGGCACGCCGGGAGAAGCUGCAGCAGCAUGAGGACCGCCUCAAGGCGCAGCUGCGGCGCUGCAUGGCCAAGCAGGCCGAGGUGCUGCUGCAGGGGAAGCGGCAGACGGCCGGGAGCCUGCACAGCCUCCAGCGCCAGCUGCAGGUGCUGGAUGACCUGGUCAACAGCUCUGCUUCAGAUUCCUCCUUCCUGGCCAGCAGCCCCAGCCUGGGAUCUCUUCACAGUGUGACAAAAGCUCAGGUCCCCAGCAGCCCGGGAAGCGCGUUGGGAUCGCCGGUGCUGCGCUCCAGCUCCCAGGGAAUCUCUCGGUGAAAGCCAAAGGUGAGAUGUGGCUCCAGGCCAGUUCCAACCUCCCAGAGACACAAGUGGCUGGAAGGCUGAGGGGCCGUGGGGCAGCUGUGGCUUCAUGGACCACACUGUCCCUUCCCAGUGACAGCAUUCCUGGGGCUGGUGUCGGUUCUGCUUCAGGUUUGUGCGUGGUGCAGAAGAGUCUGGGUGAGAGCUGGGAGCUCUCCUGGCCCGUGGAGUUACUGCUGCAUAAAUUGUUGCCAUCCCUGGUCUUUCAGGAACUUUCCUGGUUCAACUGACCUCUGGGACAGCUGGUUCCACCCCAGCCUGGUACAAAAGUGUUCUUUUGUAACGGUUUAAGGUACAAAGGUUACUUGAAAAGUGGCUUCACUUUAAAAGCCAAGCCCAAAGCACAUCCACAGCGUGGACAGGGGCCCUCAGAUGCCACCUCUGAAGAGUUCUCUACCUCACUGGGCGAGCCUUGUCUGAAAAGGCCUUUGCCACCACUCACAAACAGCUGCUGCAAGGCUUGUACUGUGAAGGUUUUGUACAAUUGACAGCAGGUUUUUGUAUCUAAGUUGUUUUUUUCUAAAAAAUUUAAAUUUAUAUUUAAACAUGUCCAAACCAACCUCCUCUUUAAGUGUCCAGCUAGUGGCCAGUUUCCACUUUAAAACCUUGUUACAAGGUCUGAUGUGUUGCCAAAUGCACGGAGGUUUAAAAUACAAUUAUUUUGGAUACUUCCCUAAAAUAAACUGUUGUGAUUGAUGCUUUUAUCCGGGGGUGGUUGCAGAUCCUUUUCCUUAAAGCUGCUCUCCAGGACCCUGAUCCUGGCACAGCCCUGGCCAGUGACAAUGCUCCGAGUGCUGGGGCUCCUCCUUGCAGGGACGUGUCCAACACUGGCCUUUCUGUCCCUGUCCCUGUUCCUGGCUGCUGGGUGAGCACCUCCUCCUCUCCCCAGGCUUGGCUGCACCAUUUGUCUGAACCAGGUGGAUACAGACAAUGGCUUCUUAACAGAACUACAAUGAACUUACUCCCUACUUAGCAGAGGAAAAGCCUCUUUGUAAAUCCUUCAGGCAGCAGGGCAAGGCACAGGCCAACAGAGGCCGGUGGCUGUGCAGGGAUUGUCCCAGCCCUCCCCACCCUUCCCAGGAUGGGCUUUGGCAUCAGCCUCAGCCUUGCCUUUUCUCAUCCUCUUUAAAGAUAAGAUUUUUCUAUGCGGCCAUUGUCAGAGUUCGCUGGGAACAAACACACCCAGCCCUGCUUCCCUUCGAGAGCAGCUCUGGAAACCUCUGGGAGAUUCCUCUGGGAAAGCCUGUGAUGUUUGCAGCAAGAAAGGCCCAGGGUCAAGGCUGAGCACAAAUCCCAGCACGCCAAGAUCUCUCCCCACCUCAGAGGUCCCACCCUCAGCACAGAGGGCCAGAGCAAGUAACACACAGCAGGGAGGUUUAUCUAGAUACAGGUACUUUAUUUACAAAUAUUUAGAUUAAUAGCAUUGUUACAUCAAAUGAGGAGUACAGCAGUCCAAACAGAUCCUUUCUGUGACAGAAACAAUGAGACCUACUGUAACUUACUCUGGGAGUACAGGUAUUGCACCUCAACAAGCUGUAGUCAUUACAACACUGACUUCACAUCAGCAGCAGGUCGUGGUCCCUGGGCAAACCCUGGUGCAGCCUCGGGUUAAGCAGGAUGCAGGAGCUGGAGAUCUUGAACAUACCCAUCUACUGAGGAACAGGAGUUAAAAAAGGACUAACCAGACAAACAAAGGGACAGCACACGAGUUACCCAAAUCCUAUUGUCUGCACAUUCCAGUUUUGGCUUUUAUUUAACAUUGACUGUACAAUACUCUGGUACCACUGGUUACUUACAAGUCUGAACGUUGUAGAGUUUUAGUGUCUAGAGAGGGAUUUUCAGACUACUUUGUAUUUGAAACGCUGCAGUAAGCCUGAAGUGGGACACUGGAUUGUGGUUAAGCAUUUACCCCCUUCCAUUUUUAAACCUUGUGACGUUUUCCAAGUGAAGCUGCACGAGGAGCCACAGUAAAAGCCCACGUUAGUGCAGCAACACCCCCCAGGCAGGGUCACCACGUGACUCCCCCUCACACACAGGCCAGGCUGUGGCGCCCCAGGAAGGAUGUACUUGAAAGCUUGAAGCAAAACCCUUAAAAAAAAAAACCC
This is a messenger RNA of Motacilla alba alba, 9437 nucleotides long. RefSeq names its product centriolin (gene CNTRL). NCBI's taxonomy places the organism in Eukaryota, Metazoa, Chordata, Aves, Passeriformes, Motacillidae. The transcript has 44 exons. The record is from RefSeq and is a predicted model, not a curated record. Gene Ontology annotation, molecular function: protein binding. Bases 298 to 7287 code for a protein of 2329 amino acids.